This is a messenger RNA of Bathycoccus prasinos, 693 nucleotides long. RefSeq names its product SEC-C motif domain protein. The record is from RefSeq and is a predicted model, not a curated record. The transcript has a single exon. NCBI's taxonomy places the organism in Eukaryota, Viridiplantae, Chlorophyta, Mamiellophyceae, Mamiellales, Bathycoccaceae. Bases 1 to 693 code for a protein of 230 amino acids.
AUGUUGAAGACGUUUUCUUCAUCAUCAUCAUCCCUGAACCACCGUUACUCGUCGAGAAGCAUCGUCCUCGUCGGCGAAAACAAAAGGCACUCGCGUCCUCGUUCUCGUCCUCGUCGUCGUUCAAUUCUUCUCGUACACGCGAAGAAAAAAAGCGGAUUCGCCGCCGAGUUGAUGAAAAAAAAAGAGGAGGACGACGACGACGAUGACGGCCCAAGCACGAGUACUAGUAAAACGAACGAAAACGAACGGUGUCCGUGCGGCUCUUCUAGCUCUUACAAGUCCUGUUGCCGCCCGUAUCACGAUUUGGAACGAUAUCCACCCGACCCGGUGACUCUGAUGAAAUCUCGAUUUUCAGCCUACGCCAAAGGCAAAGCGAAAUACGUCGUUAUGACCACGCACUCGGAAAAUGAAAUCAAAAAAGACGGGAGCAAAACAAAGAGCGGAGUGAAAGUGAGCACGUUAGAAGCGGACGUGAUCGCGACGUGCGAAAAAGUUGAAUUUUAUGGAUUGAAAAUCGCCAACGAGAAGAAGAAGAACGAGACGGAACAUCUGGUUUCUUUCAGUUAUAACUGCCGUGUGCGAGGUCAAAAAGGUUUCGAUCGAGGCAGAGAGGAGACGCAGUCGGAGCUGUCCACGUUUAGGAAAGAGGAAGACGGGAAAUGGUAUUUUCUUGAUGGGAUUCAAGGCGCUUGA